Messenger RNA from Stylophora pistillata, 1397 nucleotides. RefSeq names its product interferon-inducible GTPase 5. NCBI's taxonomy places the organism in Eukaryota, Metazoa, Cnidaria, Anthozoa, Scleractinia, Pocilloporidae. Gene Ontology annotation, molecular function: GTP binding. Gene Ontology annotation, cellular component: membrane. The record is from RefSeq and is a predicted model, not a curated record.
CCAAAGCAGUUUUAGUUCUACGAAAGUGCUUCUUCAUUUCAGCAUUUCAAGAUUUUCGGCGCCAAUUAUCUACUGAUCGAUUGCUAUGGCCGACUUUUACAAUCCAAUGAGCGAUUGGAAGGAUGUAAAAGAGUGCAUGGAUGAAAAUGGUGUGUCGGGUUUAGCAGAACUCUUCAAAGAGCGCUUGGAGAGAUGGAAGAAAACGGAAGUGAACAUCGGAAUCACUGGUAACUCCGGAGCAGGCAAAUCGAGUUUUAUCAACGCGAUUAGGGACCUUAAUGACGAUGCUGAUGGUGCUGCCCCUGUUGACGUCACUGAGUGCACUAUAGAGCCCACAUCCUUUAAUCAUCCAAAGUAUCCAAACAUAAAGUUUUGGGACUUACCAGGAAUUGGAACUCCGAAUUACCCUGACCUGGAAACAUACCGCCAAAAAGUACAGCUCGACAAGUAUCAGACAUUCCUCAUUUUUUCAAGCAGCCGAUUUACCGAGAACGACAUCAUAUUGGUCAAAGAGAUCAAGAAACAGGGAAAGUCAUUUUUUUUCAUUCGCACAAAAAUUGAUGAAAAUGUGCGAGCCGAGAAGCGAAAGGAAUCUUUCAGUGAAGCUGCUGUGUUAGAGAAAAUCCGGCGCGAUUGUAUGGAAAACCUGGUUGACGAGGCUGGCAAACCUAUGUGCAGUGAGGAUGACAUCUUCCUGACAAGCAACCAUCAUCCAGACAAGUGGGAUUUUGGUGGACUUGCCCUAGCGAUUCGUGAUGUAUUGCCAAGAUAUCAGCGAGAGACCCUCACCUUGUCUCUAAAUGCCCUAACCAGCUUGUCAAAAGAUAUUCUGAAGAGAAAAGUCGAGGUUCUCGAAGGGCGGAUGAUGUAUGUUGCAGGGGCAUCUGCUCUAGCAGCGGCGACUCCGGUCCCUGGGCUAUCUUUUGCCGUAAAUGCCGGUCUCCUUUUGAAAGAAGUUAGAGAGUACAUAACGCAGCUUGGCAUUCCUGAAAAAGGGUCCCAAAGAUUUGGGAGGCUAAGUUCUGCCACCCAGCAGGAGAUUCUCGACCUUUUAAUAAAGUUUGGCACUGUCCCUGGAAUUGCCUCUUUUCUUGCCAGUGAAGCCGCCACUGAAGAUACCGGUGUCCUGGGAGUAAUCGCUCGGUUUAUUUCGUUCUUUAGUUUAACGCCCGAUGACUCUUUGAGUUUUCCAUGUAUAUAUUUUCUUCUUUGCCGUUCUUUAAAAAGAAUUGAAGCAGUAGCAUUAGCAGUCCUGGAGGAAGCUGCCCAACAAUCAAUUGACGAUUUAGAUCUUGAUUAGACUUAUAAAAGUCCAAGUUUAUUAGACUAGGAGCCAUUAUGAACCUUGGUUUUAUUUGAUUCAUAGCUGUCAGUGCACCAAGCUUAAUUCAGUUGUA